Monodelphis domestica (gray short-tailed opossum) is the source of this 3163-nucleotide messenger RNA. RefSeq names its product poly(ADP-ribose) polymerase family member 12 (gene PARP12). Gene Ontology annotation, cellular component: nucleus. The record is from RefSeq and is a predicted model, not a curated record. NCBI's taxonomy places the organism in Eukaryota, Metazoa, Chordata, Mammalia, Didelphimorphia, Didelphidae. Gene Ontology annotation, molecular function: metal ion binding; NAD+ poly-ADP-ribosyltransferase activity.
GCUGGCGCCGGGCGCGCCCCCAUUUCUGAGGCGAGGCUAGUCCGGGCGCGCGCAUCUUCUGCCGCGGAGAAUUCAGCUGGGGCCCAGGCGAGAGGAGGCUAUCUGACCAUGGCCCAGGGCGCUAUAGGCCGUCUGAUCACCCAGGAGCUGUGCGCUGCCGGGGGUAGCCUGGACUUGGGGGAGCUGGUGCGGAGGCUCCCGGGCGGCAUCAGCGAGGACGCCCUGGAAAAGACGCUGCGCAAACUGUAUGAGAAGCGCUUCGUACUGCGGACGCGCUCUGAGGACAGCGAAGAGGGAGCCCGCGGCGCUGGAGGAGGGAGAGGAGGGGGCGGCGGCGACGGCGGCCCGGAGCGCCGUCCUGUUAUAGUGGUGGUGGCCGCCAGCGAUGUGAGGUUGUGCCAGGCGUACUCGAGCGUCUGUGACGGGAACUGUGGGCAGCUGCAUCUCUGCAAGUUUUUCCUCUAUGGAACCUGCAAAUUCAACAACUCCAGGAAACCAUGUAAGUAUAGCCACACCAUUAAUAAUUUACACAAUGUCAUCAUCCUGAAAAACCUUGGGAUUGAGGACCUACAAGUGGAUGAACUCUGUCAACUUUUGCUUCAGAAUGAUCCUUCGCUCUUGCCAGAGAUCUGUGCCUACUACAACAAAGGAGAUGGCCAAUAUGGUGCUUGUACCUUUAAAAAGACUUGUGUCAAACUCCACCUCUGCCAGUACUAUUUGCAGGGAAACUGCAGGUUUGGCAGCAGCUGCAAGCGGGCCCAUGACUUCAGCCAUGAGUGUAGGGAAAAGUUGAGAAAGUGUGGGAUAGACUCUGCUGCCAUUAGCAAGCUGCUUUCCACUUACAGAAAUGCUUUUGACAUCAAAAAUGGGAACUCAGCACCUCAGAAAGAAAGAAAACAGAGUGGUGACUCUGCCUCAAAUGCCAGCGAGGAGAGCGAUCAGAUUUGCUUGUACCACAUUCGGGAGGCUUGCUGCUUUAAAGAUAAGUGUUUUAAAGUCCAUUUUCACUUGCCGUAUAGAUGGCAAUUCUUUGAUGGCAACACGUGGAAGGAUUCACAAGACAUGGAGAAGAUCGAAAAGGCAUACUGCGACCCCACAAGGAACCAGUGCAUGGCCUCCAUCGACUACCCCUUCUUCUCGGCCUCCCUCCCAUUUGACGACAUGAGGAUCGGCCCGUACAAGUUCCGGCGCCUCUCCACUGUCUCCUCCGUGCUCAAGCCCCCGCACUUUGUUCUCACCACUGACUGGCUUUGGUACUGGGAGGACGAGGCCGGCCGCUGGCAGGAGUACGGAGCCAAGGGGAUGGAUCACCACGCGGCCACGGUGAGCAGCGCGGAUGUGGAGAAGGCCUACCUGAGCCAGGAGUCCCCCGUCCUCCUGUUCUCCGCCCGGAAGUACCGCUACGAGUUGGACUUCAAAGCCAUGACUCAGAAGAACUUGGACAUCGGCACGGUCAGAAGCGUGCGUCGGAGACCGAAGUAUGUCUCUCCAGAGGAAGUGAAGAUCAAGCGCAGCUGCGGUGACAAGUUGCAUGUCCCAAAGGACAUUCCAUCUUACUGGGACACGUCUGCCUUGCCUGACCUGGGAUUUAAGUCCAUCCCCCUUCCCUCCUCUUCUGAAGAAUAUCAGACCGUCCAAAACCAGUUUUUCCGUACGCUGCCUAGUUACACCAUUCAUAAGAUUGAGAGAAUCCAGAACCCGUCGCUCUGGGAGGUGUAUCAGUGGCAGAAAGUACAGAUGAAGAAAAGUAAUGGGGGGCAGGAAGUGGCGGAGAAGUUUCUGUUUCACGGUACCAGCCCUGAGUAUGUCGAUGCCAUCUGCCAUCAGAAUUUUGACUGGAGGAUCUGUGGUCUUCAUGGUACUAGCUAUGGCAAAGGGAGCUACUUUGCCCGUGACGCUGCCUAUUCCCACCACUACAGCAAGGCCACCCAGGGAUUGCAGCCCAUGUUCUUGGCCCGGGUUCUGGUGGGAGACUAUACCAGGGGCAGCUCCUCCUAUCUGCGGCCCCCUCCCAAGGAGGGCCAAAGAAACGUCUUCUACAACAGCUGCGUGAACAGCCUCCUCAACCCUUCCAUCUUUGUGAUCUUCGAGAAGCAGCAGAUUUACCCCGAAUAUCUCAUCUGGUACUCUUCCUGCCCGAGGAAUGCCUUCGGGGGCCUUUUCUAGUAGUGUCCCCUACUUGACUGCUGCUGGAACAAAGGCUUUGGAACAUGGACUUUCUCCGCUUCUCUCAGCCUCUUCCUUCAGGUGGAGAAAGAGCCAAUUGCAUUGUUUUUGAAAAUUAAAAAAAGGUUUUAAUGUCUUAUUUUGCACAGGCUUCCAUAUGACUUUGCUAACAGAGAGUUUUUUCUCGUAGAUUGUUGACUUCUUACCGUAUUAUAACAUCCACAGCGGAAUUAUCUAUGGGUUAUCCGGAUGAUACAUGUGAGAGCCAAACCUGUUUUUUCACUUUUAACUGCCAGGUUUUUGUCCUAGUUAGGGAUUCUGAUGUAUAGCAGAAUUGCACUUGUUUAAAAAAAAUCUUUUAUUGAUAUCUUGUUUUUAUAGCACCUUCAUUUCCCAAUUGAUCCCUUUCCUGCCUUACGAGCUUGUCUUGGGACAGUCCCCUAAACAGGAGCUCAAAAUGCCAAGCGAGAAAUCAACUUAGAAUGGCAAAGCAGGCAGCGUUCCGUGCCUGGACUUCCCCCCUGCUAGCAACGCCCGGGCCUUUUCUCUUAGGGCUCCUCUCGGAAUACUCCGAUGAGCCACAAUCCAGUUCUUCAGCAUCUGUUGUUUGCAUUUGCCUUGUUCCUCUUCAUAGUCAUUAAAUGAUGGUCAGUAGCAACUGGAGCUCCAUUUGCCAAGCCUGCUGCCUGGCAGGGAAACACGGAGGCGCUUUGUGCUCUACUGUUCUGCCAGUCUGCGCAGAAACCCCAUACAGGAUUCUGCAUGACUGACGUUAUCUAUUAGGAUUUUUAGAAAAUUAAUUGCUGCUCCGCAGUGUAGACAAGCCAUUUGUAACCACCAACUCCCGACUGAGCCGCUUUGUCCUUUGGUGUCUAGCGUGAAAGGGCGUUCGUGCCGGUCAGGAGCGAGCCAUCCUGUGGAGUACAAAUUUUAUAUGUGAAUGAACGUUGUGAAUGUACGUCACAAAUGAAUAUGGAAAUAAAAGGAUGUUUAUCCA